AUGGCAAUUGAAGCACCAGUAAAGCCCAGCUCUCAGCUGCCGGCUCAAUACUCGCAUUUAAAGACCAAUGGCAAAAGAAUGAUGACGACACUGCAGGAGUCGUGCAGUUGGGGUAGCACUCCGGAUGGUGGCAUGAACCGUCUUACUCUCAACGAAGACGACAAGGCUGUCAGAUUAUGGUUCAUUGAAGAGACCAAGAAGUGCGGCUGCGAGGUUCGGGUCGACGAAAUGGGCAAUAUUUUUGCCAUUCGUCCAGGUUCCAACAAUGCCCUUCCGCCGAUCGGUAUCGGUUCUCACUUGGACACACAGCCGACGGGCGGAAAAUACGACGGCAUUCUGGGUGUCCUGUCUGGACUGGAAGUGCUGCGAACGAUUCACGACAAUAAUAUCACCACGUAUGCACCACUGGCCAUCAUUGACUGGACCAACGAGGAGGGCGCUCGGUUUCCGCCGGCAAUGCUGGCGUCGGGUGUAUGGGGAGGUGCCUUUACCACUGAAUAUGGCCACGACCGCCCUGAUCUUGCCGGCACCACCACGCUCAAGCAAGAAUUGGAGCGCAUCGGCUUCCUUGGAACCGUUCCAUGCUCCUAUGAUGCCAACCCGCUCUCUGCACACUUUGAGCUGCACAUUGAGCAGGGACCUAUCCUAGACGCGGCCGAAUCGUCUACCGCCGUUGUCCAGGGCGUCCAGUCUAUCCGCUGGUACCACGUUGACGUUGUUGGCCGAGAGGCGCACACUGGUACAACUCCAAUGGAUCGUCGAAGUGAUGCCCUUCUAGGUGCGGCAAAAAUGAUUGUAGAGACCAACCGAUUCGUCACGGAAGGCGAGCUCGCUGCCCGGGGAGCCCGUGCCACCAUUGCCGUCAUCAACUCGGGGCCACAAAGCAUCAAUACCAUUGCCGGCAAGGUCCGGAUGGGUCUCGAUAUCAGAGCGCCCGAUGACGCCGAUGUUGAGGCGGUUGAAAAGCUGUGCAGGCAAUCUUUUGACGAAAUCUGUCAAAAGCACGGCCUCUCCGUCGAGAUUGACCGUUUUUGGACCUCGCCCGCCAUUCACUUUGAUCCGACCAUGAUUCAGUGCGUUCGUGCUUCUGCCAAUGCCAUUGGAUGUGAAAUGGAGCUCGUCAGCGGUGCUGGACAUGACAGUGUGUAUACUAGCCGGAAGGUACCGACAGCCAUGGUGUUUUCACGAUGCCGUGAUGGUGUUAGCCACAACCCGGCCGAGUACACCAGGCCAGAAGACUGCGCAGCUUCUGCCGAAGUUCUCCUUGGAGCCUAUUUGAGAUAUGAUGAUUACUUAAAGAGGACAAACGAGUCAAAGGGGGUGUAA
This is a messenger RNA of Pestalotiopsis fici W106-1, 1326 nucleotides long. RefSeq lists its product as uncharacterized. The transcript has 3 exons. The record is from RefSeq and is a predicted model, not a curated record. Bases 1 to 1326 code for a protein of 441 amino acids. Gene Ontology annotation, molecular function: hydrolase activity, acting on carbon-nitrogen (but not peptide) bonds, in linear amidines. Lineage: Eukaryota; Fungi; Ascomycota; Sordariomycetes; Amphisphaeriales; Sporocadaceae.